Messenger RNA from Cygnus atratus (black swan), 966 nucleotides. Its product is annotated as olfactory receptor 14I1-like. Gene Ontology annotation, biological process: G protein-coupled receptor signaling pathway. Gene Ontology annotation, molecular function: olfactory receptor activity; G protein-coupled receptor activity. The record is from RefSeq and is a predicted model, not a curated record. Bases 1 to 966 code for a protein of 321 amino acids. Gene Ontology annotation, cellular component: membrane. NCBI's taxonomy places the organism in Eukaryota, Metazoa, Chordata, Aves, Anseriformes, Anatidae. The transcript has a single exon.
AUGUCCAACAGCAGCUUCCCCACAGAGUUCCUCCUCCUGCCAUUUGCAGACACACACGAGCUGCAGCUCCUGCACUUCGGGCUCUUCCUGGGCAUCUACCUGGCUGCCCUCCUGGGCAACGGCCUCAUCCUCACAGCCGUAGCCUGCGACCACCGCCUCCACACCCCCAUGUACUUCUUCCUCCUCAACCUUGCCCUCCUCGACCUGGGUACUAUUACCACCACUGUCCCCAAAGCCAUGGCCAAUUCCCUGUGGGACACCAGGGCCAUCUCCUACUCAGGAUGUGUUGCCCAGGUCUUUUUCUUUGCUCUCUUUGUCGCAGCAGAGUUUUCUCUCCUCACCAUCAUGGCCUACGACCGCUACAUUGCCAUCUGCAAACCCCUGCACUACAGGACAAUAAUGGACAGCAGGACUUGUGUCAACAUGGCAGCAGCUGCCUGGGGCAGUACUUUUCUCAAUGCUGUGCUGCACACUUCCAAUACCUUUUCCCUCCCCCUCUGCCAAGGGAAUGCCCUGGACCAGUUCUUCUGUGAAAUUCCCCAGAUCCUCAAGCUCUCCUGCUCAGAUGCCUACCUCAGAGAAGUUGGUUUUCUUGUGGUUAGUGUCUGUAUAGUAUUUGGGUGUUUUGCUUUCAUUCUUUUCUCCUAUGUGCAGAUCUUGAGGGCUGUUCUGAGGAUCCCCUUGGAGCAGGGCCGGCACAAAGCCUUUUCCAUGUGCUUCCCUCACCUGGCUGUGGUCUCCCUGUUCAUCAGCACUGGCACAUUUGCCUACCUAAAACCCUCCUCCAUGUCCUCCUCAUCCCUGAAUCUUUUGCUGGCAGUUCUGUACUCAGUGGUGCCUCCAGCAGUGAACCCCCUCAUCUACAGCAUGAGGAACAAGGAGCUGAAGGAUGCAGUGUGGAAACUGAUGAUGGGAUGUUUUUCAGAGGCAUUGAACUUCCUGGUUUCUUCUGCAUAUCAUUCAUAA